Molecule: messenger RNA, 363 nt
Organism: Aspergillus thermomutatus
Lineage: Eukaryota; Fungi; Ascomycota; Eurotiomycetes; Eurotiales; Aspergillaceae
Gene: APH1
Product: HIT family protein
Exons: 2
Coding region: 1-363 (120 amino acids)
Molecular function (GO): catalytic activity
Source: RefSeq, a predicted model, not a curated record
AUGUCCGCCGCCGUCAAGGGUGCCCAGAUCUACUUUGGUCCAUUCCUCGUCACCUCCCAGGUCUUCCACAUCACGCCGCUCUCCUUCGCCCUCGUAAACCUCAAACCCAUCCUCCCGGGCCACGUCCUCGUCUCCCCGCGCCGGCGCGUCCCCCGCGUCGCGGACCUGACCGCCGCCGAAACGGCCGAUCUCUUCCUCACCGUGCAGCGUGUCGGCCGGAUGGUCGAGCGCGUGUACGGCGCGUCGAGUCUCAAUAUCGCUGUUCAGGACGGGCCGGAGGCGGGCCAGAGCGUGGCGCAUGUGCAUACGCACAUCAUCCCGCGUAAACGGGCGGAUCUGGACCUGUCUCUUAUACCACUCUGA